AUGGAACCUCGCGAAAAAACGUAUUUCGAACAGCAGCGAGAGGCCCUCAUUGGCGAAAUUGCCAUGAGCUUCGAGCAUGUGCUCGCCAACAUCAACAAGCUGAACCGAUCCCUCGAAGCCGUGAUUGCGGUUGGGAAUGAGUUCUCAUCCGUCGAGGCACUCUGGUCCCAGUUCGAGAAUGUAAUGGCAAAAGACGAGGACGGCCCCAAGGCAGGGGAGGGGCAGCAGCAGGAGGAGCAGCAUCACGACGACGACGACAACGACGACAGCCAUCUGGAAACAGAGGUGGCAGCUGAAGACGAGGAUGAGGAAAUGGACGAGGACAUCACGAUUAAAUGA
This is a messenger RNA of Clonostachys solani, 339 nucleotides long. NCBI's taxonomy places the organism in Eukaryota, Fungi, Ascomycota, Sordariomycetes, Hypocreales, Bionectriaceae. The record is from the annotation of a GenBank genome assembly.